Molecule: messenger RNA, 556 nt
Organism: Medioppia subpectinata
Lineage: Eukaryota; Metazoa; Arthropoda; Arachnida; Sarcoptiformes; Oppiidae
Source: the annotation of a GenBank genome assembly
GGUUCGGGCGUUGAAGAUUCUGUGGCCGCGAAUCCUGACAUAUACUUUAAGCCAAUCAUUCCUUUGCCUGAAUUGAUUGAAGUGCAGACCGGAGAGGAAGAUGAAGAGCCCAUAUACUGUCAAAGGGCUAAACUCUAUCGCUUUGACCCUAAUCUCAAAGAGUGGAAAGAGCGAGGAAUCGGAGACUUUAAAAUUUUGAAACACAAGUCUAAAAUUCGGUAUCGAAUGAUUUUACGAAGAGAACAGAUCUUAAAGAUUGCAUGUAAUCAUUAUAUAACACCAGAAAUAACAUUGAAUCCAAUGAAUACAAGUGAAACCAGUGUUUGUUGGAAUGCCGUCGACUUUACCGAUGGAAGUCCUGUUAGCGAACAGUUUGCGCUCAAACUUAAAAACAAAGAUUUACUCAAAGAUUUCGUUAAAUUGUUUGAAGAAUGUAAGAGUAGUUUAGAAAGCAGUGAAGUCUAUAACUCAGACAAUGAGGAGAAGAGUGGCGGCGAUGAGGACACCGACGCCGAAGAAGAUCAACAAAAUUAAUUUUAUAUUACAGUUAUAGGCC